Messenger RNA from Mizuhopecten yessoensis (Yesso scallop), 2937 nucleotides. RefSeq names its product alpha-1,3-mannosyl-glycoprotein 4-beta-N-acetylglucosaminyltransferase C-like. The record is from RefSeq and is a predicted model, not a curated record. Gene Ontology annotation, biological process: protein N-linked glycosylation. The coding region runs from base 108 to 1412 and encodes 434 amino acids. Gene Ontology annotation, molecular function: acetylglucosaminyltransferase activity. The transcript has 5 exons. Lineage: Eukaryota; Metazoa; Mollusca; Bivalvia; Pectinida; Pectinidae.
UGUUGGCGGGAAUUACCGUAGUUGCACUGGUAUUACAAGUCCUCAUUCUUUACCGUAGUGAUGUGUAUGUGCACAACCGUGAACCCCUUGGUGACCGACGUAGCCUUAUGGGUGCUGCACUGGAGGAACAAUUCGAACCAAAAAAGCACGCUGUGUCAGGGAUCGAAUCUCUCACUGCUGACUGGAGACAAGAGGCGACAAUUUUCCCCACUGCAAACCUGACGAAUCGUCUGUUGACGAUCGGGAUACCGACAAUUCAGCGACAGAAGAGCACCUACUUCUUUAAUACGCUCGAGUCAUUAUUCAAUUGCACUACCAAUGCCGAGCUGCCUGACAUCUACAUCGUUAUCUUCCUUGCUGAUUUCAACGAGGAGUGGAAGGAAAACAUCACCAACACUCUGACCCGGAAGUAUUCCUAUUAUAUCCGGUCAGGCCUGUUACAGGUCGUCCACGCACCACGCAACUUUUAUCCGUCGCUGUCAAAUCUACAACAUACUUAUAACGACCCAGAGGAAAAACGGAAGUGGCGUUCAAAACAAAACGCUGAUUACGCAUUUCUGUUUAUGUACGCAAAACCGUUGUCCACAUAUUAUAUGCAGUUGGAGGACGAUGUAUACACUGUGCCGGGGUACAUGCAAAGUAUCAGAGAGCAUAUACAGAAAGAAUCGCAAGGAUGGGUGUGUCUGGAAUUUUCCGAAUUAGGAUUUAUAGGAAAGUUGUUCCAUUCUAAAGAUUUGGAAAAAUUAGCUAAAAUAACAUUAUUAUUUUACGAGGAACAACCUGUGGAUUUCACAUACUUGUAUUUUAAUAUAUUAAUGUUACAAUUUGAAAGACGGAUUAUUCAUCCGACUUUGUUUCAACAUAUUGGUGUACAGUCAUCACUCAAUGGGAAAAUUCAGCCAUUGAAAGAUAAAUAUUUUGACGUUAUGAAAAAGCAGUUUAAUGGAGAUAAUCCACCUGCUAAAGUGUUCACUACCAUAGAAACGAUGCCAGAUUUCCCGCCACAAUUGGCUUACGAAUUGAGCGACGGCUAUUUUUGGACCCACAUGGCACCUAAAGAUAAGGACACUAUUACAAUCGUAUUCAAUACACCACAGCAUAUUGACAAGGUAAUCAUAGAUACGGGUUCAAAAGAACACCCGACCGACCGUCUGGAGAACGGCAAGCUUGAUGCUAGCCUCAGUUUGGUCGAGAAAACUGACACAUUAGCCGUGUGUACAAACGACAUUUUCCUUGGCACAUUUCAAAACGGGAUGAUAAAAGUGACAGAUUUAGGGAAAAAACUAGGCCCUUUCACGGUGCACUGUCUUCGUGUAACAGCAACUGCAGACCAAGCGUUUUGGCUGAUUGUUCGUGAAAUAAGUGUGUUUACCAGUAAAGAACUAGAAGUCAAACAACCUAUCAAUGCAUAGACCAGUGAUUGCUUUCAAAUGUCUUUUUUUUCUGUUGGCAAAAGUAAGCAUUUUAGAAUUCCACUUUUGUGUUUCAUCGAUUUUCAGAAAAGAAAUAUCCGCAAAAGUCUUCAUAGCUUUAACGAAGCGAACAUAUUUUGUUGCAUUUUCAACUCCAUUGCUUGUAUAUUUUCACAUAUUGCACUCAUAAACAUGUAUCGAAAUAAAUUUUAUAAGCUAAAUGUAUCUACAUAUUCCAAGUGAAAUAUAAGGUUUUCAACGGUGAAAUCAAGUUCCUGUUUAUUCUUGUGUAAAAAAAUACAAUGUAUUUUUGUUUUACAUUUAACAGACCAAAGAUUCUCAUUUCCUGUGGAAAAGACAGCUUUGUUUGCAAUUUGAAUUCGACGUCAUAAUCAAAUGGGCCGGGGGCAUUGACGAUUAGCCAUGUCCCUUCAGUAGCUUAUAUACAUGUAUAUAGUAUGUCUGUCAAUAUCGGGUGUAAUAAAAUAGGAAAACCUUUCGUAUUUUUAUGAGCAUCAACUAAUUCCAACUAGUGGAAUGAACAUUUUUCAUAGAUAUGUUUAAUUUUUAUGUAAUAUGUUUUGUGAAGACUACUAGAGAUAUAAAAUAGCGUUUAUUGUUUUUCUAUGUAAUAUGUAUACAUCAUUUUAGACUGUUCUGUUAUUUACCUGGAAGAGAGGCCUUUGUAAAUGAACAGUUGCCCUAAAAUAAAUAAGAUUUCGAGAUACCAUGUUCUUCAUUAAACCACAUUUUGUCGGUCUUUUUCAAUAUAACAUCUUUGGUCUUUUGGGGAGGACAUUGAGUUUCCAGUAUAAUAAUAUAAUUAUAUUUUGAAGGCAAUCAGCCGCUACUUAAAGUAUAACUGUUUAGACAGCACGGCGUCAAUUAUCAUUGUGUUCGCCAAUGAUGUUUGCAUAGUGAUUAAAUAUACUUGAGUAUCUUGCAUGUGAUGCUAUUUUUUGCUAUGACACUUCUCUAACAACUCUCCAUGAUGCCUUCUAAUGGUAAGCCCACAAAAGGCACGAGUGAGUGUGUAUUAAACCUUUCGCAUUGAUUGGCUGAAAUUUUGAUGUGAUUUUGAUUAAAUUUAUCUCAGUGACUAAGUAAUGAGCGCUGCUCUCUCUGUCUAUCUCUCUCUGUUACCUAUGGCAAGCCGUUUUAACAUUAAAUACCAUUUCAUCUUUAGGUAAAAUAUACUUCAAAUGUAUUUCACUUAAGUGAAAUUCUUUUUACCUAAAGAUAUAUAAACGUUUUUUUGCAUUAUGUAUUAUUUCACUUAAGUAAAAUAUAAUUUAACUUAAGUGAAAUAUUUUUUAUUGACCUUAAUUAUAUAAGAGGAAAUCUUUUAAACUUACGUAGAAACAAAACAUAAUGCAAAUAAAUAUUAUCCAACCUCUCAUCAAUAUUGGACUGGUCCACUUAUUGGCUCAUCAUUGUGUGUAUUGUUAAACCAAUCGGAGCAAUCGUUUUUAUUUCAAAAUGAUUCCUGAGCAGUGUACAUGCAAAUAAAACUUUUCAAGUUCAC